AUGGAGAUUACUCGCACUACCCUUGGUAUAGCUGUUGGUCUAGCAGGGACACUAUUCUUAGGAUAUUGUGUUUAUUUUGACCAACAACGUCGUAAAGAUCCUCUCUUCAAGAAAAAGUUAAGAGAACGUCGUGAAAAAGCACAACAAAAUUCGUCGCGGUCUCGCACUCUUGGUGGGCCUUUGCCUGACAUGAGAGAUCAUGAGGCAAUGCAAAGAUUCUUCUUGCAACAGAUUCAACUUGGCGAAGAGUUAUUAGCAGCUGGAGACUUGGAGGCUGGUGUUGAACAUCUCGGCCAAGCUGUUGCUGUAUGCGGACAAACACAACAAUUACUUAGUGUGCUGCAACAAACAAUGCCAGCACCAAUCUUCCACCUUCUAUUGAAGAAAUUACCUGAAGUGACAGAACGUCUUAGAGGUUCCAUGAGAGCAAACGAUGCCUUGCAAGAGGAAGAUGUUGAA
This is a messenger RNA of Brenthis ino (lesser marbled fritillary), 459 nucleotides long. NCBI's taxonomy places the organism in Eukaryota, Metazoa, Arthropoda, Insecta, Lepidoptera, Nymphalidae. The record is from the annotation of a GenBank genome assembly.